This is a messenger RNA of Kazachstania africana CBS 2517, 1749 nucleotides long. Its product is annotated as amino acid permease. Gene Ontology annotation, biological process: amino acid transmembrane transport. The record is from RefSeq and is a predicted model, not a curated record. NCBI's taxonomy places the organism in Eukaryota, Fungi, Ascomycota, Saccharomycetes, Saccharomycetales, Saccharomycetaceae. Gene Ontology annotation, molecular function: amino acid transmembrane transporter activity. Bases 1 to 1749 code for a protein of 582 amino acids. The transcript has a single exon. Gene Ontology annotation, cellular component: membrane.
AUGGUAAAUGAUAAAGAUUCAAUUCGUACAAAAGAUAUAAAUUUCAAUGAAACGUCGAAUUCCACUGCUGUGGAUCUCGGUGGUGAAGGACGUGCUUCUGGUGUUUUCCAUAGAUUUAUAGAUUCUUUCAAACCUCCUGUAGAAGAUGAGAAAAGUGACCUAGAGGAAAUGUCAAUGGAAUCUACAGAUCGUCAUUUAAAAAAAGCCAUGAAAUCAAGACAUGUCAUUAUGAUGACCCUGGGUACAGGUGUCGGUACCGGUUUAUUAGUGGCUAAUGCUAAGGGUCUUUCUUAUGGUGGUCCAGGUGCUUUAGUCAUAGGUUAUAUCCUAGUUUCCUUCGUUACAUAUUUCAUGAUUCAGGCUGCGGGUGAAAUGGCUGUUACUUAUCCAACUUUACCUGGUUCUUUCAACACUUACACUUCCACUUUCAUUUCUAAACCUGUAGGAUUCGCUACAGUUUGGUUAUUCCUUAUUCAAUGGUUGACUGUCCUACCUUUAGAGUUAAUUACCGGUACAAUGACAAUUCAAUAUUGGAAUGACUCAAUUAAUGCGGACGUAUGGAUCGUCAUUUUCUACGUAUUUUUACUCUGUGUUCAUGUCUUUGGUGUUAAAGCUUACGGCGAAUUAGAAUUCAUUUUCAAUACGUGCAAAAUCCUCUUCAUUGGUGGUUUUAUCAUCUUCUCCAUUGUUGUCAAUGCUGGUGGUGCCGGUACUGAUGGUUACAUUGGUGCUAAAUACUGGAAAAAUCCAGGUUCUUUUGCCUCAAGUACUAGUGCCGGUAGAUUUAAAGAUGUCUGUUAUGUUUUAGUUACAGCUUAUUUCUCAUAUGGUGGUACUGAAUUAUACGUUUUAUCCGUUAAUGAACAAGCAAAUCCAAGAAGAUCUACUCCAAAGGCUGCAAAACAAUCAAUUUAUCGUAUCUUAAUCAUUUACCUUCUAACAAUGAUUCUUAUCGGUUUCAACGUUCCACAUGACAAUGAUCAAUUAAUGGGUGCAGGUGGUUCCUCUACUCAUGCUUCUCCUUACGUCUUAGCAGCUUCUAUUCAUGGUGUCAAAGUUGUCCCUCAUAUCAUUAACGCAGUCAUCUUAAUUUGUGUUACUUCAAUGGGUAACUCCUCAUUAUACGCAGCUCAAAGACUUUUCGCUUCUUUAGCUGAACAAGGUUACGCACCAAAAUGUUUAGCUUAUAUCGACAGAGAAGGUAGACCAAUUAUAGCCCUAGCAGCAUGUGCUGUCGUGGGUGUCAUCGCAUUUGCUGCUGCCUCUUCCCAAGAAGAACAAGUUUUCACUUGGUUAGCAGCCAUUGCUGCUCUUUCUGAAUUAUUCACAUGGUCAACUAUCUUAUUAUCCCAUAUCAGAUUUAGAAUGGCAAUGAAAGUUCAAGGUAAAGAUUUAAAUGAACUGGGUUACAAGGCACUCACAGGUGUCUGGGGCUCCAUGUGGGGUUUCGGUUUCUGUGUCUUGGUUUUCAUCGCACAAUUCUGGGUCGCUUUAUCUCCACCAGGUGGUACCAUCUCUGCUGAAGGUUUCUUUGAAAGUUAUUUAGCUUUCCCAUUAUGGUUAUUCUUCUAUUUUGCUUAUAUGCUUUGGAAAAGAGAUUUCACUUUCUUAACUAAAUUAGAAGAUAUCGAUUUAGAUGCACACAGAAGAAUAUAUGAUCCUGAAUUCUUAAGACAAGAAGACGAAGAAAGAAAAGAAAAGAUUAGAAAUUCGUCAUUCUGGAUUAAAAUGAAGUAUUUCUGGUGUUAA